CAUUGCUUAGUAAUAGGUCGAUCAUUCUACAUUGUGCUUUCGAGACUGUUAGAGAUGUGCUGAUUCGUAAUAGUGCUUUAACAACAUUGUUUCCGUGCGUGGUGAAAGAUGGCUUCAGCAUUUUUCACGCUCCUCACAGGACUGUUCUUGCUAUUGUGCUUUUAUUUCUAUUUGAGAUACAACCAUUGGAAGAGAAAUGGAAUUCCAACUGCCAAAGGAUAUGUUCCAAUCCUGGGCCAUUUGUUACCCGUAGCAAUGAAAAGAAUACAUUUUGUCGAAUUUAUUCGAAAAGUAUAUAACGAGCACAAAGAUUACAGCAUGGUCGGAAUAUACAACGGAACAAUGCCAUCGCUAAUUCUUCGAGAGCCUAAUUUAGUAAAAACCGUGCUGCAAAGUAAUUUCUCGAGCUUCCACGAAAAUGCAUUCAAAGUCGAUCCAAAUAUGGAUCCCCUUUCGGCUAAAGAUCCGUUUUUCUCCACUGGAAACGCAUGGCUGAACGGAAGAAAACGUCUAACCUACGCGUUUACUAACGUCAGAUUGAAGGUUCUUUUGGUAGCCGUCAACGGGGUCUGUAAGAAAUUCGAAGAUUUCUUGAACAGACAACUAGAAACGAAGAACAAGUACGAAGUCGAAUUGAAACUGUUAUUCUUAAGAUUCACUGGUGAAGUUGUAGCGAACGCUGGUUUAGGCAUCGAAGGUCACUGUUUCGAAGAUGAAACAACUCCCAGUGCCUUCGAUCAGCUUACUGGGAACACGUUAGGGGUAUCGCUAACAACUUUAGUCUGGCAAUACUUUCCCGCUAUUGGUCGUCCCUUGAAGCUCAAAUUAGUUCCAAAAGAAAUAGACCAGUUUUUUAGAAAAGUUGUUGCAGAAAAUUUAGAAAUCAGACGAAGGGAGCCGAUAUACAGGAAUGACUUCCUUCAGUUAAUGAUCGACAUGGGAAAAACAGGGGAGAAAGUCGACGAAGAGGUUAUAACGGCUCAUGCAUUUUCCCUCUACCUUAAUGGAACCGAGACGUCCAGUCUUACCUUGAGUUACGUUGGAUAUGACUUGGCUGCUCGUCCAGAGAUUCAAGAA
Bombus impatiens (common eastern bumble bee) is the source of this 1077-nucleotide messenger RNA. RefSeq names its product probable cytochrome P450 28d1. The record is from RefSeq and is a predicted model, not a curated record. The transcript has a single exon. The annotation marks the transcript as partial. Lineage: Eukaryota; Metazoa; Arthropoda; Insecta; Hymenoptera; Apidae. Gene Ontology annotation, molecular function: oxidoreductase activity, acting on paired donors, with incorporation or reduction of molecular oxygen; monooxygenase activity; heme binding.